AUGCAGGGACGGAGCGAGGAGUCCGAGGUGCAGGAGGCGGGGGGGGGGAGGAGGAGAGCACGUGGGCCUGGCAGGAUCAGGCCCCGAGUCCAGCCAGAGGCUGCAGGGAACCCCCAAUCGGGCAGGAAGGGGAAGGGGCGCAGCUGAGGGGCAGGGCAUCUGCAGGAGGGCACAGGGGCAAACAUCUCUGGCUCAGGCUGGCACGGACCCUGCCGGAGACCCUGGGGAGCUGCUCCCUUCAGUCCUGAGCUCAAGGGGCAGAAUGAGGGGUCGAAGGCAGCUGCUGCUUCCCGAUGGACGAUGCAUAUAGUUGCUCACGGAUCAGCGGCGUACCUGGGGCUUUUGCCGCCCCUCUCCCUGUCCCUCAGCAGGGAGCCCCGUCCUCUUCCACGGUCCUCCCCACGGGGGAGAGGGAAGGGGAGGCAGGGGGGAAAUGGAAGAGCAGUGCAACAGGGAGGUGUCCUUCUCACUCUCCAGCCCCCUGACACCCUUUGCAGGCCACUACUCCUGCCCCCCUUCCUCUGCCAGUGCCAUUGAUGAACCUAUCACCCUCCUUCAUGAAUUGGUCGCCUUCUAAAGCACUCUUAGCCGCCGCCACCAUCACCGCAUCUUGUGGCAAUGAUGUCCAUCCGAUUCAUUUAGCAAGGAAAUGGCUUCUUUUGCCUGCCCAAAUCGAGGUACACUGUGCCUACACAUGGAGGUUCUGUUGAUCUGGCACGGCAAUUAAAACAGCUAAUAGAUUCAUUUAGCAAGGAAAUGGCUUCUUUUGCCUGCCCAAAUCGAGGUACACUGUGCCUACACAUGGAGGUUCUGUUGAUCUGGCACGGCAAUUAAAACAGCUAAUAGAUCUAUACUCCAGAGAAUGCAUCUGAUCUUGUCCCAAGCUGUCAAAGUUAGUGACCUCUUGUGUCUGCGUGUAAAUAAGUGAGACAGGCUUAAGCCUGGUUUCAUUAAUUGUUUUAUUUCCACCUUCCUCAGUAAGGCAAAUGAAGGCUGAGUGUUGAAGUGAGUGCCAGAUUUGAGAAGGCAGAGGAAAGGAGGAUUCUAUGUUCAGAUUAUUCAUGUUCAGAUUAUUACUCAUUUCAUUUCUAUGCUGCUUCAUAUUUUUAAGGGAAAAAAUCUCAAAGCAAUUAAUGGAAAAUCUCAUUGCAGUUUGUGUCCAUAGGAUGUUGAGAACAUUAACUCUGUAGAUCCAGUUCUUUCCUCCUGAUAGUCUCAGAUUUGAUUGUUCUUUCCUAUAGAGCAGGAGGAACGAAACAUUUAUGGGCUUAAAGCUGCAUUGAUUCUGGAGGCCACAUUCCAGUGAGCUUUGUGGCCAAUGUAUGCACAUGCAUGCGCACACAGAAAAGAGAUGCAGACCAUAAAGUCACAUGCAUACACGCCAGAGGUGCUGCACACACUCACCAGACAUGCCAUCUAGCAUACAUACAAGCCUUGCAAACACAAUCAGCAUGUUUAGACCUUCCAACCCCAGUGCUGGGAGGAGGAGAAAUAAGAGCACAAGAAGACCCUGCUGAAUUAGCAAGGAGAUCUGUGGGGAAAAGACCCUUCAGAUUGUUCUUUAGAAAUCCUUUUUAAAGAGCAGCCAGAGGGAUCAUUUAUUUCCAGAGCAGGGCUUUUACCCCAUUUCAGCACUGUGCUGCUUUGUGGUGAAAUUGGAGUUUAAAAAAUCUCUCCAAGGGCCCCUUAGGCAUCUUUCACUCCAGGACAGACAGAGAUCUUCAUCCUAUGAUCAGAUCAGGAGAUGGAAACGGCAGGGAUUAGCAGGACACACCCUGAGGCUUGGCAAGCCAUAUGCAGCCAAUGGACUGCAAGUUAGAGUGUCUUCAGUCAGGACAGUUCUCAACACCCCUAACAAACUGCAGCUGGCAGGAUUUCUUGGGUGAAGCCAUGUACUUUCAAUGUUAGGUGGGUCUGUCGCAGCCUUAAUCAUAUACAAAGAUCUGUUGCUGCCUUUCCAACGUGCUAGAAGUUGCAGCCAGGAUCAGCAUUCCCUGUCCACGGAACAUGCUCAGUCCUCUCACUGGGUUGUUUUUGGAUUUCCCUCCCACUGCCUUGGCCCCCCCCCCCCCAAAAAAAUAUUAUUUGUACUUCCAUAAACCGUUUCCCCCAGUCUUUGGAUAACUUCCCCUCGUCCUUGGGUGGAGUUCUUUGGGUGACAUAAAGAUUGUCAUUCACAUCCUGAACAUUAGAAAUAGAAAGAGUAAUAAUAUAUUUCAAAAACUGGCAAAUGGUUAAAAAAUGUGCUUUUGUUUUUAUUCUUGGGUUUUAUUUUACUUUGUGUUUACUUCUUUUCCAGCAGGGUGGCAUAAAAAUGGAUCUUUUCCCAGGCUAUCAAAGUUAGUGACCUCUUGUGUCUGCGUGUAAAUAAGUGACACAGGCUUAAGCCUGUUUCAUUAAAGGUUUUAUUUCCAACUUAGUAAGGCAGCAGAGUUUUGAGAUGAAGGCUGAGGGUUGAAGUGGGUUACAGUUUUGAGAAUGCAGAGGAAAGGAGGAUUCUUAAGAAGUGUGGCAUAUGGAAAUGAAUUAAUGAUAAUAAAUACGUUGAAGACAGUAUUGUAAAAGACUGAGGAAGGCAAAAUUGAAAUUAGCUAUUCAUGUUCAGAUUAUUACUCAUUUCAUUUAUAUACUGCUUCAUAUUUUUAAGGGGAAAAAUCUCAAAGCAAUUAAAGGGAAAUCUCAUUGCAGUUUGUGUCCAUAGGAUGUUGAGAACAUUAACUCUGUAGAUCCAGGAGUUCUCUCCUCCUGGUAGUCUCAGAUUUGAUUGUUCUUUAUGAUAGAGCAGGAGGAACAUUUAUGGGCUUAAAGAUGCAUUGAUUCUGGAGGCCACAUUCCAGUGAGCUUUGUGGCCAAUGUAUGCACAUGCAUGCGCACCCAUAAAAGAGAUGCAGACUAUAAAGUCACAUCCACACACGCCAGAGGUGCUGCCCACACUCACCAGACAUGCCAUCUAGCAUACAUGCAAGUCUUGCAAACACAAUCAGCAUGUUUAGACCUUCCAACCCCAGUGCUGGGGUGGAGGAGAAAUAAGAGCACAAGAAGACCCUGCUGAAUUAGCAAUGAGAUCUGUGGAAAAAAGACCCUUCUGAUCGUUCUUUAGAAAUCCUCUUUAAAGAGCAGCCAGAGGGAUCAUUUAUUUCCAGAGCAGGGCUUUUACCCCAUUUCAGCACUGUGCUGGUUUGUGGUGAAAUUGGAGUUUAAAAGAUCUCUGUAAGGGCCCCUUAGGCAUCUUUCUCUCCAGGACAGACAGAGAUCUUCAUCCUAUGAUCAGAUCAGGAGAUGGAAACGGCAGGGACUAGCAGGACACACCCUGAGGCUUGGCAAACCAUAUGCAGCCAAUGGACUGCAAGUUAGAAUGUCUUCAGUCAAGAGAGUUUGUGACCAUCAAAUAUAAAAUAUUUUGGAGUGGGUUGUUUGAUUUUUUGGUAAAUAUUCAUUUUGUCAGUUUGUUUCUUAGGCUGUGCGGAUACAAUACAUUUAAAGCACGUGGCUUCCCCCAGAGAACCACGGGACUUGUAGUUUAUUGCUACAGCCUAACAAACUGCAGCUGGCAGGAUUUCUUGGGUGAAGCCAUGUACUUUAAAUGUUAGGUGGGUCUGUUGCAGCCUUAAUCAUAUACAAAGAUCUGUUGUUUCUUUUCCAACAUGCUAGAAGUUGCAGCCAGGAUCAGCAUUCCCUGUCCACUGAACAUGCUCAGUCCUCUCACUGGGUUGCUUUUAAAUUUCCUUCCACUGACUUGGUUCCCGCCCCCCCCCCCAAUAUUAUUUGUACUUCCAUAAACCUUGAUGUUUCCCCCAGUCUUUGGAUAACUUCACCUCGUCCCUGGGUGGAGUCAUUUGGGUGACAUAAUGAUUGUUAUUCACAGCCUGAACAUCAGAAAUAGAAAGAGUAAUAAUAUAUUUCAAAAACUGGCCAGUGGUUAAAAAAUGUGCUUUUGUUUUUAUUCUUGGGUUUCAUUUUACUUUGUGUUUAUUUCUUUUCCAGGAGGGUGGCGUAAAAAUGGAAGAGCAGAGACCCAGGAGACCCAUUCAAAGGGAGAGACUGGAGUACAAAGGAAAGAAACCUCCUGCCGGCCAAGUCGGGACCAUCAGGGAUCUUCUGCCUCGGGCAGAUUUAUGUCAAAUUAAGCAGGAGGCAGAGGAGGGGCAGCCGCAGCAGCACUGGGAGGCCCAGAAGCAGGAUUUCCUGAAGACGAUGCAGCCCCCUCGUUCAGGGUGGGAAACCCCACAGGCUCCCAAUUUUCCCCACUCCGGGGAUGGUGUCCUCUCCUUCAGGGGAGCUGCGGAUGCCAGUCGGAGGCCCAGUGGGAGAGCAGGGGGGACAGACCAGACCCUGCUCCCAGACACUGAGGGCUUCUUGGAAAGGUAAGUGCCCUCCUCUCACCUGGGUUUCCAGCACCUGGAGGUCACAGGUCCACUGCCUCUAGACAUGGAGGUUCUGUUUAGCUAUGGUGGUGAAUAUUCUUCCUUCUCCAUGCAAGGGCCACCCAUGUAUUCAGAGCAAUCCUUUGCAAGUUAACUCUUAAGUUCCAAGGGAUCUACUCUCAGGUCACUAAUGUGCAUAGCAUGCCAGCCUUAGGUAGGGAGGUGGGACAGGCAGGUGAAAAGAAUUGCCAAAGGUGUUUGAAAAUGGGUGGGGGCUCUUGGGAAGGGGUGCCCAAUUGGGGCUUCUCCAGGGACAGCAGAAUGUCUUGGGCAGGAGAAUCCCUGCAGGGGCUCUCAGACUCCCUUGGCUUCUUCUUCCCUCCCUCCCAGGAAGCUGCAACUUGCUCUGGAUUCUGCACUCCUCAGGAAGCUGAACCUGCAAACCUAG
This is a messenger RNA of Podarcis lilfordi (Lilford's wall lizard), 4812 nucleotides long. The record is from the annotation of a GenBank genome assembly. Lineage: Eukaryota; Metazoa; Chordata; Lepidosauria; Squamata; Lacertidae.